UGCCAACUCAAUUUUUUAUUCUCUCUUCACUUUCCAACAAGAGAGAAAAGUGACUUCAUCUCCAUCAUUCUCUCCACUCUCCAUUUGUCUCCUCACACUCUUUCCCAUCAUUUUUUCAUACAAAGAGUUCAUUUUCCAUCCCCUGCAUUUCUCUCUAUAACUUAGCUUCCGUUUAUUCUUUUAAGCUUGUUUCAAAUUCUUCAUAAGCUAUGGGUAACGUCUUUUCAAUUCAAUGCGGUGAUGCCUUGAUCGGUCGUUGCUGGGAUUGCGUUGCUGGACAAGCUCUUUAUGUAUGUCAGCUUGAAGACAAUCUUCAAGAACUUGAGACUGCAAGAGAUAAAUUAAGAGAGCUGAGCAAUGAUGUGAUGCGGAUGGUCAUCAGUGAGGAAACUCCACAAACAGUGCAGCUGGAUCGAGUUGGAGGAUGGCUUUCAAGGGUAGACGCUACCAUUACUGAAGUUAAUUCUCUCCUCAACAGAGCUACGCGAGAAAGACAGAAAUUGUGUCUCGCAGGCUGUUGCUCCAAGAACUGUAAGUCCACCUACAUGUUUGGGAAAAGCGUUUCCAGAAGCCUCAAACAUGUGGUUGGUUUGAUGAGCGAAGGUGAAUUCAAAGAAGUGGUUAUCAGGGCCCCUGCUGUCCAACUUCAAGCUAAUCUCGAAGCUUUAAGGACUGCAAGACGAGAAUUAUGGGCUUCAAAGCAGGAUGUGAAGCGGAAGGUUGACUUUGAGGAAGGACAACAAAAGAAGGCGCUGCAACAAGUUCUAUUGUGGCUUUCGAUGGCGGAAGCGAUGAUAACCGAAGCAGAGGAGCUCGAAAGAGAUGGUCCGCAACAAGUUCAGAAAUUGCUAGCUGGAGAUAUUUCCAAUUACAUGUUCGUGGGAAGGGUCGCCAAAAAAUUAGAAGAUGUGAUUGCGCUAAAAGCCAAAGGAGAUUUUAAGGAAGUGGUUGAGAGGACACUUCCAGAACAAGUGGUAGUAAGAAAUGUUAAUCCAACAGUGGGCACUGAAACUACCUUAGACGAGGCAUGGAGCUUCAUCACGGGAGAUCAGGUGGGAAUUUUUGGCAUGUACGGUAUGGGGGGAGUCGGUAAAACUACUCUUCUUACUCAAAUCAACAAUAGAUUUGCCACUAUAUCUAAUAAUUUUGAUGUUUUGAUUUGGGCUGUGGUUUCUAAAGAUUUGAAACUUGAGAAGAUUCAAGAGCAGAUUUGGAAAAAAAUUGGCUUUUUGGAUGACAAAUGGGAAACGAAAAGUCUCCGUGAGAAAGCAGAUGACAUAUUCCAUGCAUUGAGUAGAAAGAAAUUUGUAUUAUUGUUAGAUGACAUAUGGCAACGAGUUGACCUUGAAGAAAUUGGGGUUCCUCUGCCUACAAGACAAAACAGAUGCAAGAUAGUAUUCACAACACGCUCUUACAGAGUAGGCAGGCAAAUGGAAGCUGAAAAGAUGAUAAAAGUGAAACCUUUGGAUUGGGAAGAAGCUUGGGCAUUGUUUCAGAAGAAGGUUGGGGAUAUUGAUCUAGAAAUUGUUCCUCUGGCUCAAGAUGUUGCUAAGGAGUGUAGAGGAUUGCCAAUCGCUCUCAUUACCAUUGGUAGAGCCAUGGCCAGUAGAAUUACAAGGGAAGAAUGGAAGCAUGCUCUUAAGGUACUAAGAAGUUCUGCCACAAGCUUACCAGUCAUGGAGGAUGAGGUAUUUCAAGAUAUGGAGGUUGAGGUAUUUGUACGAUUGAAAUUUAGUUAUGAUAGUCUGAGUAGUGAUAAAGUUAAAUCUUGUUUCUUAUAUUGUUCCUUAUUUCCGGAAGACUUUGAAAUUUGCAAACGUAGAUUGGUAGAUUAUUGGAUUUAUGAGAAUUUUGCUGAUCGCAGUGAGUCAUAUUCUAUAAUCGGUUCACUUGUUGGGGCAUGUUUAUUGGAAGAGCAAGGCGGACAUGUGAAAAUGCAUGAUGUGAUUCGUGACAUGGCUCUGUGGAUAGCAUGUAAAUAUGAAAAAGAAAAGCACAAGUUUUUUGUGGAAGCGGGUGCCCAAUUAACUCAAGUACCAGAGGUUGGAAAAUGGGAACGAUCAAAACGGAUGUCCCUGAUGGCAAACUCCUUCGAGAGAAUCCAUGAAGUUCCUAGAUGUCCUGAUCUUUUGACUUUAUUUCUCAGCGAUAAUGAUAAUUUGAGUGAGAUCAGUGAUUAUUUCUUUCGAUUUAUGGAUACACUAACCGUUUUAGACCUAUCAAGUACUAAUAUCAAAAAAUUGCCAGUAGGAAUAUCAAAAUUGAAAUCAUUGCAAUAUCUUAAUCUGUCAGGGACGCCGAUAAGGCAAUUGCCAGUUGAGUUGAAAAUGUUGGUAAAUCUGAAAUAUCUGAACUUGGAGGGUACUUUGCGGCUAAAUAGGAUUCCAAGGAGAGUCAUAUCUAGUUUAUCAUCAUUGCAAUUUUUGGAAAUGCACGACGCUGGUGUUUUUGACGUCCAAAAAGGGGAAGAUAAUAUAUUGAGGAAAGAUAAUCUGCUAAUAGAGGAGCUACAAUGUUUGGAACACUUGAAUGAACUGAGCAGCACAAUAACAAGUGUCUCAGGUCUCCAGAGUUAUGUCAACACCCUCACAUUACUCAACUGUACUCGAGCUCUAAGCCUUCAAUUGUUUCCUGGUCCACAAUCUCUCAACAUUUGGUGGUUAGCAAAUAUGAAGAAUCUAGGAAUUAUACAUAUGGCUGGUCGAAGUGACAUAGGAGAGCCGGAUGUUGAUGUUGUAAUGGAAGAGAUAGAAACACAUGAUGAUGCAGGUGGACGUCUAGGCAACUCAAUGAUCUCAAGGGAGACAUGCUUUAACAGCCUUAAAGUAUUGAAUUUAAUGGGAAGCCUCAGAUUGAAGGAUCUGACAUGGAUUAUUCUAGCUCCAAAUUUGACGGACUUGAAUGUGGGCGAGAACAAGCAUAUAGAAGAGAUAGUAAGUGUUGAAAAGUUAGAUGAUGUUCAAGUUGGGGAUGAAAAUUUUAACCCAUUUUUUAAACUCCAAGUGCUCAGCUUGCAUUAUUUACCACAACUGAAAAGCAUAUAUUCCAAAGCCUUGUCCUUUCCCUCUCUAGAAAAAAUCAAAGUAUAUGAAUGCCCACAGCUUAAGAAGCUGCCAUUAAACUCGAGCAGCGCAAAUGGAGGCAAAGUUGAGAUUAAUGCAGAGGAACGAUGGUGGAAAGAUGUUGAAUGGGAGGAUGAUUCUACUAAAACUACCUUUCUACCGUGCUUUGUGCCUCAUUGAUUUCCAUAGGUGGCAGAGGAUGAGCUGGCAAACUAUGGAGUGGUGUAGUUGGCCAAAUGCUGCAUUUAGCUUUCGAAGCUGUGCUGGUGGAGUCUUUUUUUUUUUUUUCCCCCCAUCUGGGUGUGUGGGUGGAGUUAUUUUGUUGAUAUUGCGCAUUCUCAAGUAUCAGGACUGCAAUUCUUGCGCAUUUCCUAUUACUGCAUGUGUAGCUUUUUGAGAUGUUUUCUUCAAUUUUGUAACUUUCUGUCUCAUCUUGAACUUGUUUUGUGUUUCAUGAGUUGAUUUGUUUUGCUCGAAUUUGCUUUUUGUAGGAGAGAACAAUAAAAUUUCAGGUAAAUUCAUCCUGCGUUUAA
Messenger RNA from Hevea brasiliensis (rubber tree), 3595 nucleotides. Its product is annotated as probable disease resistance protein At5g63020. Gene Ontology annotation, molecular function: protein binding; ADP binding. The coding region runs from base 210 to 3242 and encodes 1010 amino acids. The record is from RefSeq and is a predicted model, not a curated record. The transcript is spliced from 2 exons. NCBI's taxonomy places the organism in Eukaryota, Viridiplantae, Streptophyta, Magnoliopsida, Malpighiales, Euphorbiaceae.